CUGUUAUUCAAUGUACCGGGUGAAAGACUCCUUGUUCAAUGAACUUUUAGAAAUUGAAAAUAGACUACACGUACUCAUUGCCAAAAUAUCUUCAAAGAUUGAUGGUUGAAAAUGGGAAAAUGAUAGCUAAAUGGACGCCCUGUUUGGUUUGAUUAGAAUGGGCUGUAUUUGUGGGAAAGAAGCUAUUCGCAUCAAUAAUAGAAGAUUUUAUCUCCGAUCAAGACUAGGAGAAGGUGGGUUUAGCUAUGUUGACCUGAUAGAGGACAUCAGAACUCACAAAGACUAUGCUCUUAAGAGAAUUACAUGUCAUUCUAACGAGGAAGAAAGGAUAGCUUUGCAGGAGAUAGAAUUAAUGAGAACAUUCCAACAUCCAAACAUCAUUCCAUUAGAGGAGUCCUCUGUCAUUAAAGUCAACCAGUAUUCCAAACAUCUAGAUAUUGUUAGUGAAGUCCUCAUUGUCAUGCCCUAUUAUUCAAGAGGAUCCUUACAAGACAUAAUAGAAAAGAUGAGUAAGAAGUCAGAGAGGUUUCCAGAAGAAAGUGUAUGGGGAUUGUUUAAGGGGAUCUGUCUUGGACUCCAAGUAUUCCAUAAACAUGAUCCUCCAUAUGCUCACAGAGAUCUGAAGAUGGCCAAUAUAAUGUUAGCAGAUGAUGGGACAGCAAUAAUAAUGGAUUUAGGGUCUGCAAAUAAAGCUAGAGUAGAGAUCAAAACUCCAUCUCAGGCACAUAGCUUGCAGGAUGAAGCAGCAGAAAGAUGUUCUAUGUUCUACAGGGCACCAGAACUUUUUAAUCCAGAACUGGGUUCCAGCGUAGACGAAAGAACAGACAUUUGGUCUUUAGGUUGCUUGUUAUAUGCAUUAGCCUACUUGACAUCACCAUUUGAGAGUGAUUAUAAUCAUGGUGGAAGUAUAGCUCUGGCUGCUCAAAGUGGUCGAGUCAAAUUUCCAGAAGAUAAUCGAGGAUAUUCCAAAUCUUUACAGGACACAAUAUUAUUACAAAUGAAAGUUAACCCAGCAGAGAGGCCAUUUAUAGACAGUGUAUUACAACAUAUAGAAACUGUGUCAUACUCAGCUACUAACCGUGUGUGACAGUAUCAUUUAUGCAUUUAUCAUUUUAUCUACGAUACUCAAUAUGUUUGAAAGGGUGUUUUAAGUAGAAAAGGCUGGGAAGUUAAAUAUAUUUUAAUGCUGAAUAAGUUUAACUACCAAUAAUCUAUAGUAAAGACAUGUACGUAAGACAUUUUAUAUAUAUAGAUAUGAUUUGUCUGCUAUUCAUUAAUGAAUAAUUGUAUAAUAUUUAUUUCAUUUGAUGUUGGAACCAGUGAUCAGAUCAUUUGAUGUUGGAACCAGUGAUCAGAUCAUUUGUUACCUACUGUUGAUUCAUUUAUUUUCGUGGGUACCAAUUUUCGUGGGUACCUAUUUUCUUGGAUUGAGUAAGCAUUUUCAUGGAUAUUUGAUUUCGUGGUUUUCCAAAAGUCUGCAAAUAAUCAUACAGCAAAUUUGUUAUUCGUUGAACAUUUAAAUUUGUGGUUUCCCUGUACCCUCGAAAUCCACAAAAAUUGGUAUCCAACAAAUAAUAAUGAAUCCACAGUAUGCUGAUAUAUCAUAACUUAUUUAAAAUAUUUCAGUUUUACUGCUGUUUAGUGAAUCACUAUUUAUAUCAGUAUAUUGUUUUUUUUAGUCAUUUUUAGUGAAUAAUGUUUAUAAAAUGACAAAUGUCCUGCAUUCUUAAAUUGGCAUAUGUCAAUUCUGUUUCUCUUUCAUCUAUUAAUGGGCUAAUUAUCUUGACAAGAAAAUGAGAAUAUUUAUCAUCCAGUUUAAUUAUUUAUUUAAUCCUAUUAAAAUCUUUUUAGUUAGGGCUUUUUCCAGGAAAGGUUGUAUUCCAGAAAAUAGGGCUUUUGAUGGCUUUCUAAAUUACACAAUAUGAUGGUGUAAAAACUAGAAUGCAUAUUUUAAGAUAUCCUGAUAAAUUUGUAUGGAUUGUGGAUGUGACAUCCCCUCCUAACAAUGGAUUGUGGAUAUGACAUCCCCCUCCUAACGAUGGAUUGUGGAUGUGACAUCCCCCCUAACGAUGGAUUGUGGAUGUGACAUCCCCUCCUAACGAUGGGUUGUGGAUGUGACAUCCCCUCCUAACGAUCAUCCCCUCAUAGCAAUGGAUUGUGAUUGUGACAUCCCCUCCUAGCAAUGGAUUGUGGAUGUGACAUCCCCUGCUAACAAUGAAUUGUGGAUGUGACAUUCCCUCCUAACGAUGGAUUGUGGAUGUGACAUCCCCUCCUUACAAUUUCUUUCUGGGCUUUAGAAAAUUAUAUUCAACUUUGAAAUAUUGAUAAAUCAUAAACCUUGAUAUGAACAUUGUGUAAUAUUAAAAUAGGCUACAACUUACUUGUAUAUGCCUUGUUUGAUGUGCAAUAAACGCUGAACUUUUUAUCUAUAUUGUAUAAUGCUGUCUUGUAAUAUUAUGAUUGUAUUAAGUUCACAUUUGAAAGCUGUUAGAGUUCUUUUUUAUUACAAGGCCUUUGUAUUAUUCUUGUAAUUAGGAAAUGGAACAGUGAAACUUAUUUUGAAAUCCCCAGAAAUUACAGGAAUUUUUCACACUCAUUUUAUUACAAGAGAAGAAAUAUAAAACAUCAGUUUUCCUAUUAAAAUUCGACCCAAUAGUCAGAAAUUUCUCUGCCUUCUCCCAAAAAUCAGAUUAACACUCAGAAAUCAAUUACAUGUAUAAAUCAUUCUAAUUAAAUCCUAUAUUUAAAUAACUAAAAAUUGUUGAUUUUGUUUUCUGAUUGGUAACAAUUCCACAGUUAUCAUCGACUAAAUAUUAUUCUUCAAAAUAAAUGUUUUGAGCUGGAGUAUCACUUUAAUAGAGAGACCACAUUGUACCUCACUUUCUAUCAGCUGCUUGUGAAAAAAAGUAUUCCCCGAUCAGAAGGAGGGACUUUGCAUAAAAAACAUAAAGAGGAAUAUGAUUUCUCACAAACUUCUACCUGAUCAUAAAGGAGCAAUCCAUUUGCCACAAUUUUGUGUAUAUAAAUAAACUCAUCAUAGAUACCAGUAACCAGGAUUGAAAUUUUGUAUGCCAGACGUGCGUUUCGUCUUCAAAAGACUCAUCAGUGAUGCUCGAAUCAAAAAAGUUUUAAAAGCCAAAUAAAUGACAAAGUUGAAGAGUGUAUCUGAUUACCAACAUGUAAUAUGAGGAUUGUGUUUCCUGUGAAAGAGAUUGAAUAUUAGUUUGUUUAAAUAGAAACAAGUCUUUAAUGCUGAUUCAACAUAAGAUUUUAUAAUUAUGAAACAGAUGCAAAAUGAGUUUCAGGGAAAACUUAUCUGAUAAUUAACAGACAUUUUUUAAAAUAAAUAUUGUCUAUCUUCUCUGAUUUCAUGUAGAAAUAAUUACAGUUUUAAUUUAAUAAUACUUUAAUAAGAUCAAAACAAUACAUGAAACAAACAGUGUAGAAAAUGCAAAAUAACAUGUCAGACCAACAUCAAGGGGGGGGUUCCAUAUUUCAGCUUACUUUUCAACAAAAAUUAUGCAAGAAAGGAGUAGAGCCAGUAACCCCAAUAAACAACCCUUUUUCGUAUGAAACCGGAUGUGAUGUACUAUGAUUUGGUGGUAUUACACCUGUAAAGGUGAAUUUUUUUAAAUUCAUUUGUUUGAGUAAAUCUUAUGUGUAUGUAUUGCUUAAUGUAAUAUUUUUGAAAGUAUAAUAAGAAUAGUUGUAUAUCUGCUUUAUAUUUAUAAAUACAUUAGCCUGAAAUAGGAAUACAUUUUAUUUUAGUCCAUUUUUCUAGAAAUGUGUCACCUUUUUUGUCUCGCCUGUCGCAGUAUGGGAGACAUAAGUAUUACUAUCUGGUGGCGGCAGCAGCGUAAACUAUUUGUAUAAAGCUUUAUAUUUCAGAAGGUAGAAAACCUGGAUGCUUCAUACCUUGUAAGCAGAUACCUUAUGUUACGAAGUUUCCGUCUGUCAUAUGCCCAUUGUCCUUGAUCUCAUUUUCAUGGUUCAGUGACUGCUUGAAAAAAAAUUACAAUUUUUUUGCCAUGUGAAUUUCUCACUUAUUAUGAGUAAUAGGAUAACUAUAUUUGGUAUAUGGCUUCCUUGCAAUGUCUACAUGUCCGUCAGACAGGGUUAACCUGACCUUCACCUCAAUUCAUGGAUCAGUGAUCAAGGUUAAAGUUACGUGAUUAGGUCCGUUUCUCAGAUACUACAAGCAGCAGGUCAACUCUAUGUGGUGUAUGGAAUGAUUGUAAGGGGUACAUGUCAGACUGGCAGGUUUCUUCUGACUUUGAAUUCAUUUUCAUGGUUCAUUGGUCAUUGUUAAUUUUUUGUGUUUUGGUCUGUUUUUCCAGGACUGCAAGCAAUAGGUUAACUAUAUUUGGUGUAUGGAAUGACUGCAAGAUGUACAUGUCUGUCUAACUGGUGUCAUCUGACCUUGACCUCAUUUUAAUGGUUCAUUGGUCAAUGUUAAGUUUUUGUGUUUUGGUCUGUUUUUCAAGUACUUUAAGCAAAAGGUCAACUAUAUUUGGUUUAUGGAAUGAUUUUAAGGUGUACAUGUCUGUCUAGCCGGUGUCAUCUGACCUUGACCUCAUUUUCAUGUUUCAUUGGUCAAUGUUAAGUUUUUGUGUUUUAGUCUGAUUUUCAAAUACUAAUAGCAAUAGGUCAACUAUUAUUGGUGUAUUGAAUGAUUGUAAGGUGUACAUGUCUGUCUAGCCAGUAUCAUCUGACCUUGACCUCAUUUCUAUGGUUCAUCGGUUAACAUUAAGUUUUUGUGUUUUGGUCUGUUUUUCAAUUACCAUAAGCAAUAUUAUAGGUCAACUAUAUUUGGUGUAUGGAAUAAUUGUAAGGUGUACUUGUCUGUGUGACAGUUUUUAUCUGACGUUGAGCCCAUUGUAAUGGAUCUUUAAAAAUGUUAAGUUUAUGUGUUACUUGUAGUAAAACCUUUAUCUUUAAGACUUUCAACAUAAAUUCAAUGGUCAGUAAAACAGGCGAGACAUUUCAGCGUGUGCACUCUUGUUAACCUUUAUUUCAUGAUUUUUUUAUGAGGCUUCACCCCUCGCCCAUUUAACCUUUGGUCGAAAAGUAAAGAAUACGGUAUAUAGAGAAUAUUUUAGCAAAAAUAUGUGUGGGCAAGGCAUGGUGCCACUGUUAUUUCUUCAGAAAACUGUCAUAAAUUUUGCCUUCAGUUUUAAACAAAAUUCACCUACAAUUAUGACGUCAAAAAUACAUCACUUAUCAGUAAUGACGCCAUAGGUGAAAACCUUUUUUUUUUAACUGAAACAACUGGACAUUUUAACAUAUGUUUUCCAUGUUUUCAUCAAAUUAUCAUAACAUUAUCACAGUUUUAAAAAAUUUAGAUUUUAAUGGCCAAAAUUAUGAGUUAGUGAACCAACUCCUUUUGUAAAUCUAUUUUCGGUUUUGUUCAGUCCUAAAGUAGGAAGACAAUGAGGUGAUAUUGCUACUUUAAUUCUAUGGUUAGAAUAUAUGAUUUUUGAAAGCUCAUUGCACAAAGUAAAAAAAAAAGUAUUUUAUUAAUUUAAUUUAAAGAAAAAAAGUAAGACAGUUUUACAUGGCCAGCUAACAGAUAUUGUCCUCUUUCACAGGUACACUUGUCUCAUAUUAUAUUUUAAACACAAUGGCCAUGUAUGAAAUUUAAGCUGCAUUUUUCUAGCCACCUACAAAUAAAAGCUUCCUGAAAUGUGUUUUAUGGCUUCAUGUCAGCAUGCUUUACUGUGUUAUAUGUUUUCAGAUUUAUUUCUCUCUAACUUGUGGAUUACAGAAAACUUAAAGCAGGGGUCUCAUUUGUGAGCAAAAGCUCACAGCUCAACUUGUUUAAAUAAUCAUCUGUAGUGUGAAAAGAUUAAAAUUUGUAUUUGAUGUUCUUUGCUGUCAACCAACAUGGCCACAGGUACUACUGUAAAUUGGGAUCUUUUGUAAUUGGUUGUAGUCAUAUGGGAUGUAUUUGUUUCUUAACCUUGAAAUGUCUGGAUAAUAACAAUAUAAAAGAUAAUGCAUUUCUUCGCCAAUCAAAUGAGGAUAUUGGUUAGAGAAAUGUUCGUCUCUUGAUAUAAUUUCCACUUGCAUGUUUCGAUAGGAAACUUUAUAUUAAAGGUGUGUAAUUUACAAGUUGUUAUUUUGUUUUUUUUAUUAAACAUUAUUUGAAAAGGCU
This is a messenger RNA of Mytilus californianus (California mussel), 6154 nucleotides long. RefSeq names its product serine/threonine-protein kinase 16-like. Gene Ontology annotation, biological process: protein phosphorylation. The transcript is spliced from 8 exons. Gene Ontology annotation, molecular function: ATP binding; protein serine/threonine kinase activity. Lineage: Eukaryota; Metazoa; Mollusca; Bivalvia; Mytilida; Mytilidae. The coding region runs from base 131 to 1087 and encodes 318 amino acids. The record is from RefSeq and is a predicted model, not a curated record. Gene Ontology annotation, cellular component: cytoplasm; Golgi apparatus.